Molecule: messenger RNA, 3797 nt
Organism: Bombyx mori (domestic silkworm)
Lineage: Eukaryota; Metazoa; Arthropoda; Insecta; Lepidoptera; Bombycidae
Gene: Rim2
Product: mitochondrial carrier protein Rim2
Exons: 8
Coding region: 777-1871 (364 amino acids)
Biological process (GO): pyrimidine nucleotide import into mitochondrion
Cellular component (GO): mitochondrion
Molecular function (GO): pyrimidine nucleotide transmembrane transporter activity
Source: RefSeq, a predicted model, not a curated record
UUUUAUCGCUUAAACUUCUGUAAUGUGGCGAUAUAUUGUUUUGUGAUAUCCAUGAAUACUCCACCCAUUUAGUAGAAACAUUAAUAAUAAUAAAACUGUGCCAUGGUGUAUUAGUUUCCGAUCUAGAGAUAAACUUGUCUGAGUUAGCUUACCUAAAACCACUAAUAAAAAACAAGAACAUUUUCAAAAAAUCGAAGGAACGCUCUCAAAUUAUAUUAAUGUUCGGAAGAGUGUUUCAGAAGUGACAUUACCAAGUCUUUAUUAAAAAUUCUAAAAUACAAGCCGCAGAGUUUUUAAAAAAUAUUAAUAUUAUUAUCUAUGUUCUUAAUGCCGACGAUGAGACAUAGAUAAUAAAUACACUGAUUCGAGCACUGGAUUUGAGACUUGUCUCGCAAGUCGAGACGUCAGUCACGUAGUCAGUCAGAGUCACGUACGUUUUGGAUAAUUUUACUAGUGUGCGUUAACGAGUCUUGUUGUGAUAUGUUACUACUUCAAAACGUGUGCGUAAAUACUCAAGAGUACGACCAGUUCCUUCGGCAAAGAAAAUCAGAUUUACUACAUUUACUGAUUUUAAUAUAAAUACUUGUAACAAAUCAGAUCUUUGUAAAAAUAUAGUGUUUGAGAUUCAUUUUGCUUUUCAAUUCGUACGAGUUAACUGUGUACUUAACGAACAUACAAAGAUAAACUGUAUGUAGUGUACGUUCAGUGGUGUUGCACUUUGUUUAUUUAUAGACAGUCGCAAUUUGCAGUCAUGUAAUUAUUUUGGGGUUCCUAAAAUGUCUCAAAAGGAUACAGCGAUACAUCUUGUGGCGGGCGGGGUGGCAGGUACAGCAGGUGCAGUAGUAACAUGUCCAUUAGAAGUAGUAAAAACGAGACUCCAAUCUUCAAAGGGAGUAGGAAUACCUCCUACACAGCCUCCACCUUCUGAUAACACUGCUAAUAACAGAAAAAUAUGUUCCAAGAUACCUAAACAUCAGGAGGCCAAAUGGGGCUACAGACGUACAAUGGGUGCGAUGUUCGCAUACAGCAAGCAAGCAGAUCGUAUGCUGAUGUCGUACAAUUGUCAGGUACAGCAGUACGCGAGGGCUGGACACGCCAGGACACCGUCCAGAAUGAGCCUCAUACAAUGCAUCAGACACAUUGUGCAGACCGAAGGACCAAAAGCGCUGUUCAAAGGCUUGGGACCGAACAUUGUUGGAGUGGCACCUUCUAGGGCUAUAUAUUUCUGCACGUACUCACAAGCUAAAGCUAUUUUGAAUCAGAAUAUACCACCUGACACACCGAUCGUUCAUCUGUCGGCUGCGAGUGCAGCAGGUUUUGUCUCGUGCACGAUGACCAAUCCGAUUUGGUUUGUUAAAACUCGAUUACAGUUGGACGGACAGCACGUGACAGCCCUACAGUGCAUCAAACGGAUAUACGCUAAAUCGGGCAUUCGUGGUUUCUACAAAGGCAUAACCGCUUCGUAUAUGGGUAUUAGCGAGACCGUUGUCCAUUUCGUACUAUACGAAGGCGUGAAAGCGCGACUGAUAGCCGCCCGGAGCGUGGACGGGGUGGCCAGCGACCAGAGAUCCCCGCGUGACUUCAUAGAGUUCAUGGGAGCCGGUGCCUUCUCGAAGACCGUCGCUUCGUGCAUUGCUUAUCCACACGAGGUAGCAAGAACGAGAUUGAGAGAAGAAGGUGACAAGUAUCGGAAAUUCUGGCAAACUCUUCAUACAGUGUGGAUGGAAGAAGGAUACCGUGGAGUCUACAGGGGUCUAGGAACGCAGCUAGUGAGGCAGAUACCGAACACCGCCAUCAUGAUGUCCACGUACGAGGCCGUCGUGUACCUCCUGACAACUCACUUCAACAACUCGUUCUACGAGAACACUUAGCUCCAAACGAAUGAACGAAUAUGAAAUGUUCGAUUAUUUAAAAAAAAAAAAGAAUGAAGACGCCAAGUCGUUUACGUCCGUACUGUAAGUCUGUCAGAUAGGUGCUGAUUGUAAGUUAGUGAAGCCGACGAGAGGAGAGUAGAUUUUUUUGUUUCCCUCUUAUAAUAUUGCUAUAUUAGGUAUUGUGCCUGUUGAUUUUUAAUAUUGUUAUGAGAUCAUGUCCUUAUCGAUAGUCGUUAAGUUUUAAAGAAGCCACUUGAAAUUCUGUUUUUUUUUUUGUUGUUUUGAAAUAAUGAGAGAUUUUUCGAAAUUUCUCCUUAUGUUAGAUUCGAAUAUGAAAUUAGAGAUACACUGUAAUUAUUAUUUUGAUCGUCGACAGCCUACAGUCUGUCGGUUACGUGAUCAAUGGUUCCAUAAAGGAUGUUUUGGAAUUAAUUUCCUGAAUAAUCCGCCUAAAUGAACGCCAAUUCCGUAUGUAGUCAUAGUUUCUAGUCUCCAUCAAAUGUGUCCAUUUGUCAAUCAAUACAUUCUAAUUAAUGAGAUGAAAACUGAAACCUUUAAGCACAAAAACAAAAGCACAAUGUUACGAAAAAAAAAAUGGCUUAAGAUUUUAAACAAAUAUUUUGUGUUUAUUAAAACAAACAUAAUGUUUUAAAUUGGCCAUUUUACUCAUUUUCUUUUUUGUUAUUAACGAAUUGAAAUUAUUUAUAUUUUACAUAAAUAUAUUUAACGUUAGGUAACAGCUUUCUGUGAAUUUGUUUGUUAAAUUCUGGCAUGAAAAUUAGUAUGGAGCUGUGAUAUAGUGCUUGUAAAUAUUAGUAGUAAUUAAUUAAAUACUAUAAAGAUGUUUGUGUAUGAACAUUUAUUUUUCAAAGAUAUAUAACGAAAUGUGCUUGAAAUUUGGGUAUUGUGUUACUUUUAUUGUAAAUUUUAUUCAGUCUUGAGAAUGAGAAUGUUAUUAACUAUCAAUUAAUUAUGUUGAAAAUAUAAAAAUAUACUCUCAUAUUAUUUUUGUGAAAUAAAACUACAUAUUAACAUUUAGAACAAAACUUUAGAAAAGAUUAUAUUAUUUUUCAUGUCUUUUGUUCUCAAACAAUAUGGAUAGUGUUCAAAUAUUUUGAUACAUAAUUAUAGGUAUUUAUGAUUGUUUAAAAUCUUAACAGAUUAAGUUUUAGCCAAGGCGGAAGUUAUAAGACGUGCAUAUACGAAAGUAAUAUCAAGUCUUCUGUUUCUGAAUCGUUUCGUUCAUUAUUAAAUGUUGAAUAGGCAGAUAGGACUGACCUAAUUAAAUCUACAGCGGGAGGUCCCCUAAAUGAGUGCAGUAGGAUUGUCCCGAGCAGGGAGAGAUGGCGGGACAUGUGAGACGCCUCAAGUCUGCCCAACACUACACGACAACCACGAACACUCAAAAGCGAAACGAUUGAGAAGAAUUUGUUGUCAAAUAAAAGAUUUAAUAUACCUUAAUUAUAACUCCAAAAUGCCCACCAAAUAGUCAACUAUUGUACAGAUCUGGUUUUUUUAUGCUUUCCUGAUUUAUAGACUAUAAAAACGCCACAUAAAAUUCUAAAAGUAUAUCACAAUAUAAAAAAGUUAGAAUUAUAUUGAAAAGACUAUUUCUCUCUGAUUCAUAUCAACCUGAUGUAUAUUGAUGUUUUUACGGUAUAUUAUGUACUAUGAUGUGGACGUCUGGCUAGCAUCUAUCAAACGCAAACAAUGGACAAUCUCAAUUUAGUACAAAAUGUAUGCAAUAUAUUUUAGUAUACCCUGGAAAAAUUUCGUACUGACACGCGGGUACAACAUGCGCCUUGGCUUUAAAGUAUCCAAUCAAGUAGAUCUUGUUACUUAUUAAAAAUUAUAGGACACAUUUGGACUUAUGUCGGACUGAGUAAAUAAAUAUUUGUUAAAUGAAUAAAAUUAUUAAAAAUA